AUGAAUCGAUUCCGCAAGGCUAAGAAGGAGAAGACGAAGGAGGAUACGGAAGCUAUCGAGAACACCCACAAUUUGCUCACCUCCAAGCUGUCCAAGCGAAGCAAGAAGGAUGAGCCCGAGGAAGUGCCCGCACUCGACCUAUCGAAUGCCUUACCGUCUAACGAUGACUUCCGUACGAGCUUACUUAUGCCCAAAUUAUCGGCGCGGUUUAGCAUGUUGAGGGAACAAGACGACCCGGCCUCGAUUAUCGGCAAGGCCAGUGAUGAUAGUGUCUUGUUUCCUAAGCGCGCCUCCCGAUUGAAUCUCUUCGGCCACAAUCCAAACCUGCUCACAGAUAUCGAUGAGGUAUCUACAGAUGGUAGUCGGCCGUCUUUCAACCUCAGCCGUGACUCAUUCGUCUCGGCGAACGAUGGUUAUGGUACCGACGACGACCGCUCACAGAAAGAAAGCAUUAUGAGUAGAGCCCGCCGGGCGGAAGGUAACAAUUUGUUUGGUGGACGCCAAAAGGUCUACAAGAUUCCCGCCAAGGCAUCAUCGAAUGUAUCUGUCGCAGCGGAUGCUGGACAAAUGGGAGGCCGCGCGGUCUAUGACCAUGAUUUGUCCUUGUCCGCUUUUCAACGGCUGAGGCUAAAAGAGAAGGAAGAACGUGCUGCAGCCGAGGAAGCCCACCAAGAUACUUCUGCCGCGGAGUCCGAAGACGCUCUGUCUAGCAUUUCUUCCGCUAAGAGACUACGUUUUCCUCAACUGCCUCUGGCCCAAUCGCGAAUGGCCGUGCAUCAACAGCAGCUAGCUCCAUCGACGAGCAGUCUUUCACAGGAUCGCCAUCCCAAGAGAGCUUGGCUCCAUUCUCUAAACCAUCCGUACCUGCGAUGGCUCCUGAGCGAGGCUCUGUUAAAUCACGGCGCCUAUACGGCCAGGGUCUAG
This is a messenger RNA of Aspergillus nomiae NRRL 13137, 924 nucleotides long. RefSeq lists its product as uncharacterized. The record is from RefSeq and is a predicted model, not a curated record. NCBI's taxonomy places the organism in Eukaryota, Fungi, Ascomycota, Eurotiomycetes, Eurotiales, Aspergillaceae. Bases 1 to 924 code for a protein of 307 amino acids. The transcript has a single exon.